AUGAGGCCUUCUAAGACACAGCUUCCGCCAAAAUUGAUCAAUAAGAAAGUGGAAAAUACCUAUGUUAACCCUCUUAAUAUAGUUUUUGAUUUCUAUGAUCAUUAUCAGAAAUAUACACCACAAUCUUUGAAAAUUAUUGAUUUUUUUAUUGUGUUUUUAAUAGUUUCUGGUUUUCUUCAAUUUCUUUAUUGUUUUAUUGUUGGAACAUAUCCAUUUAACUCUUUUUUAUCUGGUGUUUUUAGUGUAGUUGGACAAAUCGGCGUAGUAAGUUUAAGGUAUGAAGUGAACUAUGAAAAUACAGAAUCUUUUAAAAAAGUUCCUCUUAAGAGGGCAUUUGGAGAUUUUGUUUUUAGUAGUAUUAUUCUUCAUUUUUUUGUAAUCAAUUUUCUUGGUUGA
This is a messenger RNA of Pneumocystis jirovecii RU7, 396 nucleotides long. Its product is annotated as dolichyl-diphosphooligosaccharide-protein glycotransferase. The transcript is spliced from 4 exons. Bases 1 to 396 code for a protein of 131 amino acids. Gene Ontology annotation, cellular component: membrane; oligosaccharyltransferase complex. The record is from RefSeq and is a predicted model, not a curated record. NCBI's taxonomy places the organism in Eukaryota, Fungi, Ascomycota, Pneumocystomycetes, Pneumocystales, Pneumocystaceae. Gene Ontology annotation, biological process: protein N-linked glycosylation.